AUGAAUGGUGAAAAUCUGGUGCCACACUAUUUCUUUUUUCAGGAAGAAAGAAGGAUUCACAAGCUUGAGAGCAUUCGGGCUGUGCAGAGGCAGAGAGCCGCUGAAACAGCGUCACGGCCCUCGAUCAAUCCUACGUCUGCGCGGAUCUGCCGUUCCCGCUCUUAUCAUGGGUUCACUUCGAGUUCCAUUGGAUCUGGACGAGGCCAUAAGGAUCGGCUGCUGGAAUCGAAGCACUGUUUCAAGGAAGAACAGUGCCAGCAGGCUUUCGUCCCAUGUAUCAACAAGUGA
Molecule: messenger RNA, 288 nt
Organism: Toxoplasma gondii ME49
Lineage: Eukaryota; Apicomplexa; Conoidasida; Eucoccidiorida; Sarcocystidae
Exons: 2
Coding region: 1-288 (95 amino acids)
Source: RefSeq, a predicted model, not a curated record